AUGAUUGUGCUUCAGGAGAAAACCCGGCAUUUGUCAAACGUCAAGUUGUACUAUUUAUGUUUACAUUGCAGUUUCAAAUGCAUUGAACAUUCUGAUUUAAGAAGAAAAACUCAUAUUUUCUUGGAGAAAACCGAACCGAUCUUCAAUCCAUCCAUCCAAAUGAUGUCCUCGGCUGUCGAUAUUGAUCCCACCUUCAAGCAUGCCCUCAAAUUGCUUCACUCGUCCAACACGGACUCAGCGGAGAAGAUUCGCAACUUGCUAGAUGAGCUCAUCAAACAACGCUACGGAGGCAAUAAAACCCUAAACAGCACACUCAGCAAGAAGCACCUGGCCGAGGAGAGUACCGCCCCGGGAAGUAAUCUCUAUGUACGGAAGCAGAAACCAGCUCCGGUAGUGCUGCGUGCCGUUUCACCACUCAUCGUUUCGGGUCCCGAUUCUAAGCAGCAAUCUCCGGCGAAAAGCGACCAAACGGCUGAAGGAACUGCCUUGGAAUCGCUGACCGUUCCUCCGCCACCAUCGGGAUCAAUCAUCGUUUCCAUUUCGGAUGGCGAGGGAAAUGACGAGGAUGACGAUGUAGUGAUGGAAGAGGAUCAGCUCAAAGAGCUGGAGGAUUUGAUGUGCAUCGUUUGCAAGAGGAUGGAACACACGGCCCGGAAUCGGCUGGUCGAGUGCGCUGAUUGCCAUUCGCUGUAUCAUCAGGAGUGUCACAAACCGGUGAUAUCCGAAGCGGAUGCUAACGACCAGGAGAAUGCCUGGUUCUGUACUUUGUGUAAAGGGAAAACGAUCAGUAAGUCGUCCUCUUCGUCGUCCCCGGCGGUCAGUUCCUCGACGAAGGUUUCGUCCUCAUCAUCUUCGUCGCAUUCCAAGUCAUCCAGCAGCAAGAAUUACGAUUCAUCCUCCUCGUCGUCGUCUAAGCAUCAUAAAAGUUCCAAGUCGAGCAAGGAGGGAUCGUCGCAUGAUCGCGACCGGGAUAGAGACCGGGACCGGGAACGAGAUCGGGACCGGUCGGAUCGUGAUCGGGAAAAGGACAAGGAAAAGUCUUCCAAGAGCAGUAGCAGUGGUGGGGGCGGAUCAGGAUCCUCAGGGGGAUCAUCUUCAGCGGCUAACGCAGGAGCAGGAACGCCGAAUAUCAACAUUAUCAGUGCGGACAAACGGCUGCAGAUGAUGAAGAAGAAAGCGGCCAAACUGCACGACAGCAAAAGAAAGCAUAAGUAGGUACAAGAGUGGGGUUUCAGAUUUAUCGAUAAUUGUAUUGUAGGCUUAAAAGUAAAAUUUGGUAUCUUCAUAGCACUUAUUUAAAUAAGUA
This is a messenger RNA of Aedes aegypti (yellow fever mosquito), 1306 nucleotides long. RefSeq names its product integrator complex subunit 12 (gene IntS12). NCBI's taxonomy places the organism in Eukaryota, Metazoa, Arthropoda, Insecta, Diptera, Culicidae. The record is from RefSeq and is a predicted model, not a curated record. Gene Ontology annotation, cellular component: integrator complex. The transcript has 3 exons. Bases 1 to 1215 code for a protein of 404 amino acids. Gene Ontology annotation, biological process: snRNA 3'-end processing.